Messenger RNA from Haliotis rubra (blacklip abalone), 2905 nucleotides. Its product is annotated as cilia- and flagella-associated protein 97-like. The record is from RefSeq and is a predicted model, not a curated record. The transcript is spliced from 2 exons. Gene Ontology annotation, biological process: spermatogenesis. Lineage: Eukaryota; Metazoa; Mollusca; Gastropoda; Lepetellida; Haliotidae. The coding region runs from base 100 to 1728 and encodes 542 amino acids.
AGUUGCUACAAAACAAGCGGGUUGACAUGAAGUGCUGAGUCGGAUACGUCAGGGCGGAGUUUACCAUGCUGUUUUGAUCUUGCUGCAACACACGUUGAUAUGGAUAUGGACCAGGAUUUAGAAGAACUAAAGGGCGAUGUUGAUUUUGAUUUUUUCGACUCACCGGGCAAAGAUAGAUCACGAUCUCCAAGAGACAAGACGUCUUCGGAGAAAAUAAGCUCAAAACCACCACCAGCACCGAAGUCUCCAAAACUCGACUCACCUGUAGAUAUUCAAGAAUACGAAUAUAAACGAACAUCAAACUCAAGGACUGGUGGUCCUCGAGAAGAUAAGGUGCCAUCUUCCAACUUCAUGAAUCAAGAGGAUGAGGAGGAAUAUUCAUCUGAUUCUGAUCACACCGAUUCCGAGUCGGAAAGCGAUUCUUCAUUUAGUGAUGUAUCAAGUGUGAGAUCUGGGGGUAGAGGAAGAAAUCGUUCAAGAUCAUCAAGUAAGAGUCGUUCCCAGUCCACAAGCCCAGAUCAACGAUAUACCAGGUCUGAAAAGACUAGUAAGGAACACUCACGUAGUGACAAAAGAAGAACAAGAUCACGAUCAGAAAGUCUGUCAGAUAGUGAAAGUGGCAGUGAGAGUACAUCAGACUUUUCAGAUAGAAGUCCCAGUCCAACUCCAAGGAAUAAACAAGAGAGAAAGUAUAAAGACAUUUCACAAAAUCCUGUUCAUAAAGUUGAAGGAAGACCACGAGAAGCAAGAGUGAGACCUGUUUCAGCACAUCCUAGUAAAAAGCAAAGUGGUUCUAAGCAUCAGGCAUGGGGAGCUAGUGAUAGAAAUAACAGUUUCAGAAACAGUGAUUCAAGCCGUAAGAAUAAAUCAAGAUAUGGAAAUGAUGACAGGUCAGGUUCUGAUUCGGAAAGUGAUAUGACAGACGUUUCUCCAUUGACGUCACCAAGGAACAGUCCUCACAAGAAGAGGUAUGACUCAAAUUUAAGGUCUGAUCUCCGAAAUGGAUCUCAUAAAAAAACUGUGCAAUACCGUGGCAUACCACCAAAUCUGGAGAAUGCCGGUUAUUCUAUAACUCCAGGUGAGGCUGAAACACUGGAUCUAAAUAUUUUGAUGAAAGCUGUUUCAGAAUUGGAGAAAACGAAACGUGUUAAGGACAACACAAGACGUGUCAUGUUUGCACCACCAAAGGCUCAUGACAGUAGCAAUUAUACAUUUACUGAUGACAGAACUAAAUUAAUUGAAAAGGAAAAUCAGAGGUUGUUGCGUGAAAUAAUGAAGCAUGUAGCAGAACAGAGAGAUCCUCAUCAAAUGAAACGGGCAGACCCAACACCAGUCAGAAGAGUGACAGCAUCAGCCAUUAACCGACAGAGACAACAGAAAAGAAUAGAAUCGGACAACUUGCAAUUUUUGCGCCGUCUUCAAAAAGUGAAGCCAACACGAGGAAUGUCCCGCGAUGAUCAGAUCAACCACUACCAGCACACCAUGCUGUACGGAGUCCCCAUCGCUGCAGGAGACAACCUACUCAAGUCAGGUCGCAGGUCACGACCUGGUUCAGCAGGGUCGAUUCUGAGCCAGAGGUCACGGAGCAUGUGCAGUGUGACCAGUGCAUCAACCAAUGCCUCUGCUGCAUCUACUAUGCGAUCUGCAACUUCAACAAGAUCAGGUCGAUUACCUAAAAGUGCUAAAAGAUUUACCGAUGCUCGUCCCGAAUGGUCAGACCGAUGGUAAAGGGGUCACAUGAUCAUGUACAUGUUGUAUGGUUCUCAGUACUUUUGUAAAGAAUCUAGUUUAUUUUGAACAUUUUAGGUCUGGCCUCAAUUUACAUGCCAAGUGUAGUUUUGACAUAUGGCAUUUAGUUGCCAAAGGAUAUGGGUUUUUUUUUCAUUAUUUUAUAUUUUUUAUAAAACGUCAAAGUAAGGCAGCCCACAAUGUUUUAUUAUUAAAUUUGGGGACCAUUUUGUCUUAUCCUGUUAAGAUUAGGAGUAUGCCAAGAACACCAUGACAUUUGUGCUGUAUGUUUUUAUAUAUAUUUUUUCAAAACAUGUCAUCUCAUCAGAUUCGUAAACAAAUACAGCUGAGAUUCUGACAAAAUUGAUUUGCUAGAAAAAUCAUGUGCAGACAAGUAGUCUCAUAAGAAAUUAUGAGAUGUAAGAUGUAGGAUAUUUUGUUUGUAGCUUGUCUACAUUAUCAUUCGUUAACGUUGAUCAUUUUAUGUUUUCUACAUAUGAAACAUGUGGUAGUUAACAUGGAGGUACAUUUGUAGAAGAAACAAACACACAGUACCUCUCUAUACAGCUACAAAUUUGAAGCCAGUGUUUCCUCUGCUAUUAGAAGUUUUCAUGGGGAUUACAAAGGUAGGUUUUAGGAUCAUGACAAAUAUAUUUAUUCUUUUGUUAUCAUAAUUAAACUUAAUAAUUCUUAUUGUAGUGAUCACCUGUAUUGAUAGAGAGUUAUGUCACAUGGGUGGGACAGGUUCUUAAGUCAAAUGGGUACAAUGUGUGAAGCCCAUUUCUGGUGUCCCCUGCCGUGAUGUUGCUGGAAUAUUGCUAAAAGCGGCGUAAAACCAAACUCAGUCAGUCAGUCGUAAGUCAAAGGAGUUAGUACAUCAUGUGAGGUAUUUUCUCAACCAGUCGGUUUAUUAAUGUCUCACCUUCAACUGUUAUACCAGGCUCCUGGAACACCCAAGGGUCGUAGACUUAAUAUGUGUCAUUGUUAACCUGUGUUUUCUGUACAUAGUAUUUCUAAUGGUAAUAAUAGCUAUAAUAAUAUUAUAAUAAUAAUACCCAUCUUUAGUGCAGACUUUAAUACUCUGCUAGAUAGUUGAAUAGUUUCAGUGAUAUUUUCAUAUCUUUGUUUCAUAUCCGUCCAGGUGAAAUCAGGUUGAAUUCUAGGAUUGCAAUGUCUG